Molecule: messenger RNA, 939 nt
Organism: Fusarium coffeatum
Lineage: Eukaryota; Fungi; Ascomycota; Sordariomycetes; Hypocreales; Nectriaceae
Exons: 2
Coding region: 1-939 (312 amino acids)
Source: RefSeq, a predicted model, not a curated record
AUGAACGGCGAUUCACCCUUGGAGGUGGUGUCGAUCGAUGAAUUCCGUGCCAGAUGCUUACAAAUAGGUGUUGGUCCCGACAUACUUGCGCAGAUAGAUGCCGUUUUCACACCCCAGAAACCUCCACCUACAUUCGACUCGAAUCGCAAGCGAGCUGAAGAUGUCCCAAUCGCACAACAACCAGCAAAGCGACAAAACAACGACGUCACAUCUUCCAACUGCCAGGUCUCUCUUGAACCACGAUCAGAAGCCUCGCAGGAGCUAGCUCAACCUCAAAGCGUUCAAUCACAUGAGCUUACAGCUAACGAGUAUCUUCUAUCACAGCAGGUGGCCGAUAGUAGCGACCAGGAUGUGGAAAGGUUCAAGGGCCGUGUUGCCGAGUGCAAGUCUGUAUUACAGGAACUUGAGGCAGAACAUGAAUUGCUAUCUCGAAACAGAGGCUCUGAGGUCGUCGAAAAGCUGAAGAAGACUCUUGACAAUACUACCAAGGCGCACGACGAGAUAAUCUCGAAGAUAGAAAGAAACAAAAAUAUCAUCGACCAGACAUCCCAGAUAAUCAAUGACAAUCAUGACAUGAUACCAGCGCCGCUACGCCAAUCUUUGAAGAUAAGCCGGGAAAGUCACAGUCAGCUCGUGCGCCACAGUCGCAUUCUUGAAAAACGUCAGGCCGAACAGAAGCAAGAGCUGGAAAAUGCUCAGGGCAAAUACAACGAAGCCACUGCUGAGCUUGAGGCUUUGAGUCAGAGGAUCUCGCAAUCGAAGCUUAACCUGGAUUGUGCUGAACAGAACCUCAAACGCGUCGCUCUGCGUAGCAGGCUCAGCGAUUUUAGUCGCAUCAAUGUAUUCGCCCUAACCAACGAUCAAAGCUCCCAGUUAGCCAGUCUUACAGGUCAGAUGGAGGCACUACUCAAUGAAAGUUCCUACGCAUCGAGCCCUUGA